Lucilia sericata (common green bottle fly) is the source of this 1638-nucleotide messenger RNA. RefSeq lists its product as uncharacterized. Gene Ontology annotation, cellular component: nucleus. Gene Ontology annotation, molecular function: DNA-binding transcription factor activity, RNA polymerase II-specific; RNA polymerase II cis-regulatory region sequence-specific DNA binding. Gene Ontology annotation, biological process: regulation of transcription by RNA polymerase II; cell development; muscle organ development. Lineage: Eukaryota; Metazoa; Arthropoda; Insecta; Diptera; Calliphoridae. The record is from RefSeq and is a predicted model, not a curated record.
UUGGUGGCAAAUAGUCUGAUUGUGUUAUUCAAACGAAACGGUUGUUAAACAAGAAAAGAAAAAUCAUUUCAAAACUGCUGUUAUACAAAGUAUACAACCCUAAAAAAACAUAAAUUAUAAAAGAUUCAAUUUAUUUUUUAAAAAUAAAUAAAGGAAACGUAUAUAAAGAAAUUGUAUAAUAAAUAUAAUUUAAAAUACAAAAGAUUUAAAAUGGAAAAAUCGAAUCGACCUCAGCGUAAUCGUCGUCAUAGUAGACGCGCCUGGCCACCAGAAGAUGAUUUACAUUAUCCACGACCCGCCAAACGUUUAUUUACGCCCGAAAUCAAGCGUAUGCUUAAAGAAUGGUUAGUAAGGCGACGUGAAAACCCCUACCCCAGUCGAGAGGAGAAGAAACGUUUAGCCAUCGAGACUGGUCUAACUUAUACACAAAUCUGUAAUUGGUUUGCCAAUUGGAGGCGUAAACUGAAAAAUUCCGAAAGAGAAAAAUCAAAAAAAUCUUGGGGUCAUUUAAUCAAACACUAUAAUAACAAUGCCAAGGGAAAUGUAGAACAAUUUAGUAUAUCAUCGGAGGACAGUAUAUGGGAAGAGGAACAAGAACAGCAAAGACGAAAUCGAAUGAAUGAAAGAGCAUUAAAAGGCGAGGAUUAUGAUGAUGAAGAGUAUGAGGAUGAUGAGGAUUCAUCGUUAUGUGAUAUAGAAGGAUCUAAUGAAUCUUCCACCGAUAUAGAACGUAAUGGCAGUUGUGGCAGCGGAGAGACACAAGUAAUGGAUAACGGCUAUAAACCAAAUUAUUAUAUGGAUACCAUGACAAUGAGCAAAGAUCCAGUAGAGUUAUUUAUAGGUAGAGAAGUGGGUUUGACAACCACGGCCACGUGUCAAGUAACUGGCGGUGGUGGUGGUGGCAAUGAUAGUGCAACAAAAACCAAGUACAAACAAAAAAUGAUGGAAAAAUAUUUAAGAGAUACUACUAAUGAUUCCUUGCAAAUAAAUAACAAUAAUAUUAACAUACAAUCGAUGGGACAACCGCAUGAUCAAAUGUCAGCAGCCUAUGUUAAUGGCAAUAAUACAACGAUUAUCAAAUCAGGAGCCGAACUAUCCAAAUGGCUAGAAAGUGCGGCUAAGUUUACACCCAAUAAAAACAACUAUUACAUAGAAUGGAAUAGUAAAAGAAACAAGCUUGAGAAAAAACCCAUUCUUACCAAAACUACAUUUCUACCAACUAAUAACACGGCUAAUCUACAAAACUCGAAUACUACAGUUACUAUGUUGCCCCUACUAUAUUCCACCACACCUUUAGUACAAAGAGAAAAUUCUCAGGAUCAUCAUCUCCACUAUCACCAUCAACACCAGCAACAGCAUAUUUAUGAUGUUAUACAUCAUAAGGAUGAAUUGGAUGCUGCAGAGGCUUUGGCCAAUUUGGCCUUUAAUUGUCGUCAGAAAAUGUUAGAUUCUGCCGCAAAUGGUAGAAACUCUCUUUCAUGGCCCUUAAAUGCAAUAAGUUCGUGAUUUUUUAAGACAGAAAUAAAGCAUUUAGUUUUAAAUGGUAUAGAAACGUGAAAGAUUCUAUAAGACAAAAGCAUUCCAGCACGAGAUUUUAUUGAUUUAAAGUGCGGAAGAAUAAAAAUAUACAAAAAAAAA